Babjeviella inositovora NRRL Y-12698 is the source of this 1659-nucleotide messenger RNA. It is a transcript of the gene DES1, whose product is annotated as Des1p. NCBI's taxonomy places the organism in Eukaryota, Fungi, Ascomycota, Pichiomycetes, Serinales. The record is from RefSeq and is a predicted model, not a curated record. Bases 217 to 1335 code for a protein of 372 amino acids. Gene Ontology annotation, cellular component: membrane. Gene Ontology annotation, biological process: ceramide biosynthetic process. Gene Ontology annotation, molecular function: sphingolipid delta-4 desaturase activity. The transcript has a single exon.
UGAUCUGUAUCGACGCCCUCGAGCCUUACUGACCUCUAUUUCACCUCCUGCCACCUGGUUCCACUAUAAAGGCUGCACUUGAGGACACUCUCACAUCAAAUUCCCUCCUAUAUCGAUUGCUGUUGAUCCUUGGGUAAUUCUCUUCUUUAGCCUGCUCUUUAGUCGAAUCACUUUGCUCUCUUUUGCUUCUUAUCCUCUCUGGCCUCGCUCGCUCGCAUGACCACUAUCACCCACAGAAAGUCCCGCAUCGCGGUCGACACCACCACACCUGAUGCCUCUCCUGAAAACCUCGCGCAGCUCAAAGACUUCUACUGGACACGCGAGAGUGAGCCACAUGUUCUCCGCCGCAAGCAAAUCCUCGCCAAGUACCCCCAGGUGACCAAACUAUGCGGCCACGAGCCGCUUACCAAGUACAUCGCUACUGGCGUGGUGCUUCUUCAAUUCCUCAGCGCAUACGUGUUGCGCGACACACACCCGCUCUCAUGGAAGUUUGUCGCGUGGGCGUACGUUGUGGGUGCAACGGCCAACCAGAACGUGUUCCUCGCGAUUCAUGAGUUAUCUCACAAUCUCGGUUUCAAAAAGCCGAUGCACAACCGUCUCUUCAGCAUCUUUAACAACUUGCCAAUUGGGAUCCCGUAUGCGGCUUCCUUCCAACCAUACCACCAACUCCACCACAAGUUUAUGGGUGACGAUGCCUUGGAUACGGAUCUUCCAACGCGUUUCGAAGCGGUCGUUCUCUCCAACGUGUUGGGUAAGGCCUUCUUCGCCACCUUCCAGAUCCUCUUCUACGCCUUUAGACCCAUGUGUGUAACCCAGAUUAAGUUUACCGCCGUACAUUUGCUCAACGUGAUGGUUCAGCUCGCGGUCGACUUCCUCGUGGUGCGUCACUGGGGUUGGUACGCCAUGUUCUACUUCCUCAUGUCCUCCUUCCUCGCGGGUUCCUUGCACCCCACUGCGGGUCACUUCAUCGCCGAACACUACGUGCUCAAUCCUUCGUACCCGGCCACCAAAAAUGCCGACCCCAGCACUCGCACGCUCGCGGCCAACUUGCAACCGGAAACCUUCUCGUACUACGGCCCGUUGAACUUCUUUACCUGGAACGUUGGCUUACACAACGAACACCACGAUUUCCCGUUUGUACCAUGGACGCGUUUGCACACGUUGCGUGACAUUGCGCGCGAGUUUUACGAACCUUUGCCUCAGAUUGACUCCUGGGUCAUGGUCAUUGUCAGUUUUGUCUCAGGGAGAAAUAUUGAGUUGUGGAACCGUGUUCGCAGAGAGAACGAGACCAAAUUGUCCUUGGACGAGAAGAAGAAGCAGACCGAGUAUAACUAGGAAGCUUAAUAUUGUUUCUGAUACGAAUAUUGCGAUGGGUGUUUCAAUAGAGGAUUCUAUCCCUGCUUUUUGUUUUCUUUUUGAUAUGUAUGGGCUGUAUAUUUAUGUUUAAAAAUGGGUAUCACUCGUAUAAACCCCUGCUGUUUACAUAACGCAUGGGGUUGAGCAAAGCUUGUUGCUGGGAUCCGUUAGAAAUAUUGAACGACCCCAAGGUACAAUGUUGUAGACGUCUUGUGUUAGUGUCCAGACGUAAUUAGGGAAAGAGAAAUAUGCGUUAAAGGCUGAAUCCUCGGUAUGUACCGUGUCACGAAUCCCACUCAGAGG